Neogale vison (American mink) is the source of this 1859-nucleotide messenger RNA. It is a transcript of the gene TMEM71, whose product is annotated as transmembrane protein 71. The coding region runs from base 486 to 1367 and encodes 293 amino acids. The record is from RefSeq and is a predicted model, not a curated record. NCBI's taxonomy places the organism in Eukaryota, Metazoa, Chordata, Mammalia, Carnivora, Mustelidae. The transcript is spliced from 11 exons.
GCCGUUAUAAAGCUGACUUUCUCAAGAACUACAUGCCCCUUUAUUCUAGGAAGCAGCCAAAAGAACAAGAGGCCACUGAAGACAAAACUUUCUGCAAACGCCUGCACACGGUGAUGUGCGCAGGCAUCUGUUAGAAGGAGAGAAUGCUCUUCGUUACAGGACUUCUGUGCACCUGUUGACACCCUAACAUGAUUUUCAGCUGAAGAACUGCGAAGUCCUGGAUUUUUUUACCGUGGACCCGAGGAAACUUUGCACGUCAGUAAUUUUUCUAUUUAUCACAAAGAAGAAGAAGAAGAAAGUGGGAACUCCCUUUGGAAGGAACAUAACAAGAUUAUUUUGGAUGCCCUCAGACAGACAAUGGGAAAUAGUACAAAACCAUAGAUGCAGACAUAAUCUCAGUGGUCACUGGUUCCAGUCUCCUCCUUCAGUCCAAAAUCUCGUGUCAUUCGAAAAUCUGUGAAGUUUGAACAAGCAGGCUUCCCAAGAUGUACCGAAUAUCUCAACUGAUGUCAACACCAGUGGCAAGUAAAUGUUCUUCUGGCUCUGAGAGAAGAUAUACUGGAGAGCUGUCUCCCACAUGUGUUUUCCCAAGUUUUGCCUGUGAUUUCCUGGAUGGUGACACGUCCUUCAAAUGCUGCUCUGUAGAUCUCCUAACAGCCUCCCACUUUGCCUGUCGCCGAAGUCCCAGACUCCUCUCCAAUGGAUACUACACUUGGACAGAAGACACUUUCCUCUAUGACAAAGAUGGCAACAUAACUCUGAGCCCACCCCAGACCAGUGUUCUUUACAAGGAGAAUUUAGUGAGAAUAUUUAGAAAGAAAAAGAGAGUGCGCCGUUCCUUUUCUAAUCUCUUCAGCCUCAGUACCUCUAAAUCCUGGCUGCACGGAAACAUCUUUGGUGAUGUUGACUCUUCCUUAAGUGAGGACACCUGGUUAGAGGGGGUCAGGAGGCUGGACAUGGAGCAUUGCAAUGAAACUGGCGGGGAUUCUGACUGUUCCCUGACUGAUGCCUGGGCGUCGGAACAGCCGAAUGUAGCCCCCUCCUCUAGCCAUGCCAUGUCUCAGAUUCCACGACAAAACUCCCACGAUGGGGCUCUUCAGUCUCAUGUGAUGGCUUCUGAACAUUUCCCAGGGAACAUUUUGGAUCGUGCAAAAGCCAGUCUGUGGCAAGAUGUCUCCUUUCCAGCAAUUCUGCUGGCUGUGUUCCUCAUCAUCUGUGCAUGUGCAAGAUGGUUUCUGAAAGGAAUAUUAGUCAGUGUCUACACAUGUUCACUGGUGGUGAUUCUUGCCUAUACCAUCAAGCCAUUAUUUCUUGGCCUUGCCAGCUAUAUCAAAACCACCACCUAUGCUCAGUUUGCCAAAAUUUGACAACCACUUAAGAAUGUCUCUGAUGAAUGCCUUCAAUCUGAAUAUCCAGAAAUUGUCUGAUUUGCAGUCUGCUUGGAAUCAACUGUUUUAUUGGAGGAGAAUGAGGAGCUGGAUAAUUGAGAAAAAAAUAUUUUAAUUUGGUUAUGUGUUUUAAAAAAAAUCUCAUUUUUGUCCUCGUAAUUGUAAUAUGCUCAUGAAAAUAGUAUUAAUUUGUCUUUCCUUUGCAACACUAGCAGUUGAAAAGGACAGACUAGAAACUGUUGUAGAGAAACAACCACCUGGGUAGAUAUUCCUCUCUUAUUCCCCGAGGCAUGGUUUUCAAACAUUAAUUUCCAUUUAGAGAAUUCUAUGAGGCACUUGUAACAAUGCAGAUUCCUGGGUCUGCUCGCAAACUCCUCUUCCUUGCUGAACUGGUUUAAUUGAAUAAUGUAAGCAAGUCUCUGUAAUCAAUACCAAACUUGAAAAUAAAUAAAUCACAGUUUGAGUUUUCUA